Elaeis guineensis (African oil palm) is the source of this 1730-nucleotide messenger RNA. Its product is annotated as beta-glucuronosyltransferase GlcAT14A. The record is from RefSeq and is a predicted model, not a curated record. NCBI's taxonomy places the organism in Eukaryota, Viridiplantae, Streptophyta, Magnoliopsida, Arecales, Arecaceae. Gene Ontology annotation, cellular component: membrane. Gene Ontology annotation, molecular function: glucuronosyltransferase activity.
AUGGGCAUCAAAAUUUUCAUGGUUUCCUUCAUCUUCACAUCAUUCCUCCUCUCCCUUCUUCUUAUUCCUUCUCUCUUAACUAAACCAAACUCCAUAUUCCACCUCUCCGGCCAUCUCCGGCCAUCUUCUAAUACCAAAUUAUAUCCGGUAACCUUUGCGUAUCUCAUCUCUGCAUCCAAAGGCGAUGUCGGUAGGCUGCAGCGCGCCCUCACUGCUCUCUACCACCCUGCCAACUACUACCUCCUCCACCUUGACCUCGAGGCAUCGCCGUCGGAACGAGCCCAACUAUCCAAAUUCGUCUCCAGACACCCAACGUUCACCCAAACUGGCAAUGUUUGGAUCGUCGGCAAGUCGAACAUCGUCACCUACAGAGGCCCAACCAUGCUUUCCACCACCCUCCAUGCAAUGGCCAUUCUUCUGAGAAGCUGCCAAUGGGACUGGUUCAUCAAUCUAAGUGCCUCAGACUACCCACUUAUCACUCAAGAUGACCUCAUUGUGGCAUUCUCUAAAUUGCCUAGAGAUCUUAACUUCAUACAACACUCCAGCCACUUAGGAUGGAAAAUCAACAAGAGGGCAAGGCCACUGAUCAUAGACCCUGGGCUUUAUAGUCUCAAUAAAUCAGAGAUUAUUUGGUCUGCCAAACAGAGGAGCCUGCCUACUGCUUUCAAGCUCUAUACAGGCUCGGCCUGGACAAUACUUUCGAGAUCCUUCGCAGAGUACUGUGUGGUGGGCUGGGACAAUCUACCAAGGACCCUCCUCCUCUACUACACCAACUUCAUCUCAUCACCUGAGGGCUACUUCCAGACAGUGAUCUGCAACUCAGAGAAUUAUCGAAACACAGUAGUAAACCAUGAUCUUCAUUAUAUCAAGUGGGACAAUCCACCAAAGCAGCAUCCACUCACUCUAGGAAUGCAGGAUUAUAGAAGGAUGAUUCUAAGCAGCAGACCAUUUGCAAGGAAGUUUAAGAAGAAUGAUCCCGUGCUCGACAAGAUCGAUAGGGACCUCCUUCGACGGCGAAGUGGGCAGUUCACCUAUGGAGGGUGGUGUUUGGCUGGGAAAAAUGGUGUGUGCUCUGGUGCUCGUCGAAGAGAGAACAUGGGUGUUCUAAGACCAGGAGCAGGCUCUAGGAGACUGAAAGCUCUUCUAACAAAGCUGCUCUCCACUAAAAAUCUGAGAAGGCAAUGCAGGUGAAUACUUAGGAAAAUGUAUAGACAAAAAUUUGUGCAGGUGAAAUUUCUUUGAAGCUAAGGUGAUCUUGAUUGAAACUAUAGAGUUUUUUGCAGUAUUGGCAGAGAUGGACUAACAUAAUGAUCGAUCUUGAACCAGAUAUUUUGCAACUCAGAUGAACAAUUGAAUUGUCCAAGUUGAAUGAAAUACUACAAGAAAUUGAGAUUUUCCAUGAACUGGCAUCUUCAUUGAGACGAUUCUCACACUCGACCAUUCUGGUGUUUGUUUGUUGUUGCGCAGCAAACUUGGAGAAAUCAUCUUUCUUCAUUAUUCAAAUUAUGAGCAAGAAAGUUCCCUUAAAAAUGAAAAAAAUGGGAAAAUAAAAACAGUAGUAUCGGUCAUAUUUUUUGAGAAGAUGCAUCCACUGGAAGAUGUUCAGUAGUUCGAGCAUCAAAUCAGAUUUUUCUUCCUUCUUCGUUUUUCCUUUCUAGUUCUUCUGUAAAUUUACCAUAAUCACAUGUAGGAACGCAUCCAUCUGGAGAGGGAUGAGUGGAUCGGAAAUU